AUGGCCAAAGAUAAAGCAAAUCCUGGUUUAAAGAAAGGCAAAGAUUCUCUAAAUGAGAUUAAUAAAAAGAAAAAAUCUCCAAAAAAACGAAAGCAAUACUCUUUAGAAAAUAUUAAAUUAGCGUUAGAAGCAAUAAAUAAAGGGAUGUCCAAGAAAUUGGCUUCAAAAACGUAUGGUGUCCCUAGGACUACACUAAUUUUUCACACAGACCAUCCAGACAAAAAUGUGAGACCAGGUCCUCCUACCGUUCUGACAGCAAAAGAGGAAGAAGAUCUAGUAAAUUGGAUCAAACUUAAUAGCAGAAAAGGCUUUCCAAGACGAAAAUAA
Parnassius mnemosyne (clouded apollo) is the source of this 327-nucleotide messenger RNA. NCBI's taxonomy places the organism in Eukaryota, Metazoa, Arthropoda, Insecta, Lepidoptera, Papilionidae. The record is from the annotation of a GenBank genome assembly.